Messenger RNA from Terrapene triunguis (Three-toed box turtle), 1749 nucleotides. RefSeq names its product carbohydrate sulfotransferase 12 (gene CHST12). NCBI's taxonomy places the organism in Eukaryota, Metazoa, Chordata, Testudines, Emydidae. Gene Ontology annotation, biological process: carbohydrate biosynthetic process; proteoglycan biosynthetic process. The transcript has 2 exons. Gene Ontology annotation, molecular function: sulfotransferase activity. The coding region runs from base 169 to 1428 and encodes 419 amino acids. The record is from RefSeq and is a predicted model, not a curated record. Gene Ontology annotation, cellular component: membrane.
CGGCGGCUCAGGGGGAGGAGUCGGGGCUGCUGCCGCCGCCGGAGGCUCCGCUAGCCGAGCGGCUCCGGGCGGAGGCUCCUUGUCAGCAGCACAAUGUGGUAUCCCAAGCACCAUUGUGUGAGACUGAGGUGAACUUAGGAGAAAGAGACCACACCAGCAACAGCCAGGAUGACCAAAGCACGACUGUUCCGCCUCUCGGUGGUGCUGGGUUCCGUCUUCAUGAUCCUGCUGAUCAUCGUGUACUGGGACAACGUGGGGACGGCUCAUUUCUACCUGCACACGUCCUUCUCCAGGCCUCAUGCCCUGGGCACUCCGCCCACCGCUGCUCAGGAUGAAGACCGCGAAGACUUGUUGGACAUGGAUGAGUUUUUAGAGAAGCUACUGAGUUCUGGCCUGAGGCAGAAUGGUCCCUUGAACAGAAAGAUGGAGCAGGCCCCACUUCAAGGCUCCAGCAGGCCUGUCUUGGACAAUCUGGAGGAGAAUGUGAGAGGCUAUGACUGGUCCACCCGCGCUGCCAGAGUGAGCCUGGACCAGGAGAAGCUGCAGGCUGAACGGCGGAGGAUGCUGCGGGAGUUCUGUGCCAAUUCCAGCUUCGCCUUCCCCGCUAAGGAGCGUUCCUUUGACGACAUCCCCAACUACGAGCUGAACCACCUGAUCGUGGACGACCGCCACGGCAUCAUCUACUGCUAUGUCCCCAAGGUGGCCUGCACCAACUGGAAGCGGGUGAUGAUCGUGUUGAGUGAGAGCCUGCUGGAUCAGGGUGUCCCCUACCGGGACCCCCUGGACAUUCCCCGAGAGCACGUCCACAACUCCAGCACCCACCUGACUUUCAACAAGUUCUGGCGCCGCUACGGGAAGUUCUCCCGCCACCUCAUGAAGAUCAAGCUGAAGAAAUACACCAAGUUCCUCUUUGUACGCGAUCCCUUCGUGCGGCUCAUCUCUGCCUUCCGCAGCAAGUUUGAGCUGGAGAAUGAGGAGUUCUACCGGCGCUUUGCCAUACCCAUGCUGAAGCUCUACUCCAACCACACCAACCUCCCCACCUCUGUUAGCGAGGCCUUCAGGGCGGGCCUCAAAGUCUCCUUCCCUGACUUCAUCCAGUACUUACUGGACCCCCGGACAGAGAAGAUGGCCCCUUUCAAUGAGCACUGGAGGCAGGUUUACCGCUUGUGCCACCCGUGCCAGAUAGACUAUGACUUUGUUGGGAAGCUGGAGACCCUCAACGAAGAUGCAGCUCAUCUGCUGCAGCUUCUCAAGGUGGACAGGCUCCUCCACUUCCCCCCCAGCUACCGGAACAGGACUGCCAGCAGCUGGGAGGAGGACUGGUUUGCCAAAAUCCCUCUGGCCUGGAGGCAGCAGCUCUACAAACUUUACGAGGCUGAUUUUGUACUCUUUGGCUACCCCAAACCAGAAAAUCUGCUUAAAGACUAAAAGCAAUUGGAAAUUGGAGGAGGGGGAAGGGGGAUUACCAAAAAUAUUUAAAACUUCACAAUAUCCUCCUCUUAAUCUCCCAACCCAGGAAGAUAAAAUUAAGUAUAUUUUUUCUACUCAUCCCCUUCCAAAUUUGCAAGAAUCCAGGAUACUCCAGCCAGCUGUGCAUCACCAGAAGACCCCCCACCCUCCCUUUGCAAUCGGAAGACUUCCUCUUUCAGUCUGUCGGCUGUGUCCUUCGGUUGCUUUUUAUUAAUACUUUUUAAAAAUUAAUAUAUUUAAAAUAUUUAAUACAAAUUGCGUGUUGUGGUGAAGGGAGAG